This is a messenger RNA of Trichechus manatus latirostris (Florida manatee), 474 nucleotides long. RefSeq names its product cyclin-dependent kinase inhibitor 2A. Gene Ontology annotation, biological process: regulation of G1/S transition of mitotic cell cycle; regulation of cyclin-dependent protein serine/threonine kinase activity; negative regulation of cell population proliferation. Gene Ontology annotation, cellular component: nucleus; cytoplasm. The record is from RefSeq and is a predicted model, not a curated record. The transcript has 3 exons. Lineage: Eukaryota; Metazoa; Chordata; Mammalia; Sirenia; Trichechidae. Bases 10 to 468 code for a protein of 152 amino acids. Gene Ontology annotation, molecular function: cyclin-dependent protein serine/threonine kinase inhibitor activity; protein kinase binding.
GGGAGCAGCAUGGAGCCCACCGCCGACUCGCUGGCCACGGCCGCUGUCCGAGGCCGGGCCCAGGAGGUGCGGGAGCUGCUCCAGGCGGGGGCGCAGCCUAACGCGCCGAACCGCUACGGGCGCCGCCCGAUCCAGGUCAUGAUGAUGGGCAGCACCCCUGUGGCCGAGCUGCUGCUGCUCCAUGGCGCCGAGCCCAACUGCGCCGACCCCGUCACCCUCACCCGACCGGUGCACGACGCCGCGCGGGAAGGCUUCCUGGACACGCUGAUGGUCCUGCAUCGCGCCGGGGCACGGCUGGACGUGCGCGACGCUUGGGGUCGCCUGCCCGUGGACCUGGCUGAGGAGCGGGGUCACCGCGAUGUCGCCCGGUACCUGCGUGCGGCCGCGGGGGAGACUGAAGGCCGCGGCCAUGCCCAUGCAGAUGCCGCAGAGGGUGCAGCAGCCGGUCGCAGACAGCCCCAACUGUAAGUCUGC